AUGGCUGCGAAAAAGCGAAUCAAAUCUCUCGUAGAAAACAACACGGACUCGCCGUUCAAAAUACUGGAUGUGCGCUCGAUAAACGACGACGUGUCGAAACAUUGUUUUGACGUGUUGCAGCAAACCGAAGCUGCACUGUCGGAUGAUUCGUCUGGCAGUGAGAAGGAACUGGUGAUCGACAUGGCAGACAUGGAAGAAGAGUCUCAAAGCGGAGAAGAAAAUUCGACCUCUGACCCGCUGGAAGUAUUAGUGCUGGAGACUGAAGCUGGCAGCCCUCAACCAAAAGCCAAAUCUCCCGCACAGGUGAAGCCUGCCACAAGUGUACGCACAUACCGAAGGAAAAACCAACAUGUCUUCAAGCGGGAUGAGCUCAGUGCACCGGGGGAACCCGCCGAGCAGAGCAACGAAUCGACCGAGAUGAAUAGCACUGAGGAGAGCUUAAGAUCGAACCAUAAUAUCAUGAAACACAUCGCGUUGGUUCGGACGGCCAUUAACCAUGUGAUGGAAAAGUAUUACGAAACGAGCUUCUCGUUCCCCGCCCAUACAAACGACUUUGAAACUAUGGACGCUUGGAUCCAAGCGUAUAAACAGAUAAAACAGGAUGCUGCGGCAGCUAAAGAUAGCCAGGCAAAUCUGGCGAAGAAAUAACAGGACGUCUAGACUGUCGGAUACGUAUUUUAAGCAAACUGUAUUACCGCGUAGAGUGGAUAUGCACUAUUUUGUUACGCAAAGGGUUAUGUUAAGAUUAAAAUGUAAGUGCCAAUAAACUUG
Molecule: messenger RNA, 771 nt
Organism: Anopheles nili
Lineage: Eukaryota; Metazoa; Arthropoda; Insecta; Diptera; Culicidae
Exons: 1
Coding region: 1-648 (215 amino acids)
Source: RefSeq, a predicted model, not a curated record